Messenger RNA from Cylicostephanus goldi, 627 nucleotides. Lineage: Eukaryota; Metazoa; Nematoda; Chromadorea; Rhabditida; Strongylidae. The record is from the annotation of a GenBank genome assembly.
AUGACCGAGGAGGACAGGAAUGUGUUCACAAACAUCGAUCAAGCUCCUAAAGCUGGAAAAAAGCUCGCGAUUGAGGAUAUCUAUCAGAAAAAAUCGCAAUUGGAACACAUUCUUCUUCGCCCUGACACCUAUCUGAAGGAAUGUUUUUUUAGAGAGAAGAACCAGAUCUCAAUUUACAACAACGGUAAAGGUAUUCCUGUUGUUCACCACAAAGUGGAGAAUAUGUAUGUUCCUGAGAUGAUUUUUGGAACUCUGCUAACUUCUUCUAACUACGAUGACAGUCAGAGAAAAGUAACCGGUGGUCGUAACGGUUAUGGUGCUAAACUCUGUAACAUCUUUUCUACAGAAUUCACUCUCGAAACAUCUUCAAAAGAAUAUGGAAAGGCUUUCAAGCAGACCUGGAUCAACAAUAUGACAAAAGAUAAAGACUGCCAAAUUGUGAAGGCUGCUGGUGACGAUUACACCAAGGUGGGUUCAUACCGUGCAAUGUUUGGAGCUCUCGGAUAUCUUUUUUUUUUUCAGAUUACUUUCAAACCAGAUCUCAAGAAGUUCAAAAUGCAUGAAUUGGAUGAUGAUAUUGUUGGACUGAUGUGUCGGCGUGCUUAUGACGUCGCUGGAAGCACAAAA